GAUUUAUAUAGAUUCAUAGAUAAGUUGAUAUGAGAUAUCUAUAUUAUAUAGAGGUAUGGGUAAAUCUAAUUUAAUUACCUAUGGACACAUUGAAUGUCAUAUGUCAAUCAAUCAAUCAAUCUAGCCAAGGAGUCUAAGAGAAACGUAUUCUACAAGCUUUGCCUUACAAACUUGCUCAUUCCUCUGGUAUAAGUAGUAAUGAGGUGAUGGAGUAUUGUGUUGAUUUUUCAAGAGCUAUCACUUGUUCCUUACUUGUCUUUUUUCUCUUGCAUUCUUUUCUAUUGAGAUAAAUCUCAGAUCCCACACAGUUUUCUGUUGCUGCUAUUUUGUUCUUUAAUUUGUUUUUUUCAUCCACAUUCUUUGAUCUUUACUAUUUAUUUAUUGAUAAGAUAAGAUGAGUCUUACUAUUGAUCCUGUUCAGAAAAUCUCUCCAUGGAAGGAAACUUGGAGUAUUGAGGCUAAGAUCUUGACCAUUUGGAAAGAUGCUAGCAUUGUUAAUGAAAAUAUGCAGAAACUGUUACAUGUGGUGUUGAUGGAUAAGCAGCACGACAAGGUCCAAGCAACUGUUGACCAUGAUUUGAUCACAACUUUUAUUCAUCAGUUAAAAGAAGGAAAUGUAUUCAUUAUUUCUGACUUCACAGUGAUACCUAAUGGUGGAUUGGUUAGAGUUACAAGACAUCAUUCCGCAUCCUUUUCAAGUGUAGUACCUCUGUUGUUGCAGCUGCAAAUAGAGACGUACCUAAUCCUGGUUUAAAUUUAACCUCUAUGGACGAGAUUCUUCAAAAGCGCACUCAUUAUGAGUACUUAAUAGAUUUUGUUGGGGUCCUGUGCGGAUUGAAAAGGAAAAUUGAUGUUGAGUUUAAUGGAAAGAUAUUGAGAGUUAUUGUCCUUGAAGUUUUUGCUGAUGGGAAGAAAAUCCCCUGUAUUCUUGUUGGUGACUGUUCUGCUCUUAUGGACAUCAAUAGUUUGAAAAAGUAUCAGAGAGCACCAGUUCUUAUUCUAGAAUCUUUCAAGAUCCAAGUCAAUGGAGAUAAAGUUAGUCUCCAAAAUGUGAUCAAUGUUUCUCGGGUUUCAAUCAACCGUGAUAUGCAGGAAACAGUGAAUUUUCUGAAUGAAUACCAUAUCGCAAGCCACCAUUUCAGUAGACUGUGUAGUGAUGAGAAUGGGGAUUUAGUAUGUGUAAUCGAUGAUGAAUCUUUUGACUGGAAGCUAAUACGGACUAUUGCUAAUCUUAAGGGAAACAAUGAGGAUGGACAAUUCUUUGUGGUUGAAAAAAUUAAAGAGAUUGUUGAAAAUCCAGAGUGGUGGGUCUUUUCUUGUGUUUGUGGUCAUCCAAUUGUUGGUGAUGAUAAUGUGUUUCAUUGUCAGCUGUGCGGCAGAGAGGUCUAGCAUUUUUUGACCAGUUACAGGAUUAAGAUACUUGUUGAAGAUGGUACUUCUUGUGGAAUGUUUGUCUUGUUAGACAGUGCAGCCACUAAGCUAUUAGGGAGAACCUGUUCUGAUGUGUUUUUGUUGUUAGAAGAUGAAAUGGAGAAAAUUGAGCACCCAUACUGUCCACAGUUUUUUCAUCAACUCAUUGGGAAAGAGAUUGUUUUCAAAGUUCAAGCAAAGUGGAUUAACAGUCUCGGUUAUUGUGGUACCUUUAAAAUCAUCAAUGUCAUUAGUGAUGCACGUUUUUUCAACAAACUUCAGUCUGAUCAGUGCAUCAAGGUUAGUACGAUCUCUUUAAGUUAGAUACUAAUGAAUUAGAGGAAUCAUUUUUAGAUAUAGUUUCUUGAUCACCAGUUUCUAAUUCUUUGGCUGUUCUUUUGAAUGCUAUCCUUUACAUGCCAACAUGAUUUUGCCUCAUACUUUACAAAGUUGGCUUCCUUUUGUAAUUCAUGUUUUGUUUCCAAAUUUUAAGGAUGUUAGUUCUGAUUCGGCCUUUAGCCCAAUACUUGAAGACUUCUCUCGGUGUGGACAGCUUAGAAGUUAUGACAACCAAGUCAUAUCUGGUGUUCCAAUACAACUGCAUAGCAUUAAAGAGAUGCUUGCUGACAUUCUUUGUGCUAAAAUAUAUUUUUCUGCAUCAAGAAAUGUUAGUAUUUAUGCUUAUGUUCUCAACCCUCUGAACUGUGUUUCAACAUGUGUAGUAUGAUAAAACAUGUAUCAUAAUAUACCAAUUACUGUUUCUCUACAGGAUCAGAUUUGUUUCUUGAUCGGUGAGAUUAUUGAUGUGCUGAAACAUCAGAAGUGGUGGUACUACUGCUGUUUGUGUAAUGCACCUGUUUCUCAUGUUGGAAAUUUAUUUUAUUGUUAUCUGUGUAGAGUUGAGUGUGUUGAUGCCAUAAGAAGGUAUCGCAUCAAAAUUAUUGUUUCCCAUUCAAAUGGCAGCAAUAUUUUCAUACUUGAGGAUGAUGAGGUGAUGCAAAACUCAAAGCGAGUUGCUCAGAAUUUCUGAUGGACGAAGGAAAUUCCUCCCAAGUAAUCAUUUUGGUUUUAAUUUAAUUUAAUUGUCCUUGUUUUCACUUUAGUGUU
This is a messenger RNA of Arachis ipaensis, 2517 nucleotides long. NCBI's taxonomy places the organism in Eukaryota, Viridiplantae, Streptophyta, Magnoliopsida, Fabales, Fabaceae. The record is from RefSeq and is a predicted model, not a curated record.